This is a messenger RNA of Eleginops maclovinus (Patagonian blennie), 4021 nucleotides long. It is a transcript of the gene trip10a, whose product is annotated as thyroid hormone receptor interactor 10a. Gene Ontology annotation, biological process: signal transduction. Gene Ontology annotation, molecular function: protein binding. The record is from RefSeq and is a predicted model, not a curated record. The transcript has 16 exons. The coding region runs from base 257 to 2041 and encodes 594 amino acids. Lineage: Eukaryota; Metazoa; Chordata; Actinopteri; Perciformes; Eleginopidae.
GUUUAUCCCUCUUUCCUUCGCUAUGAAAAAUAUUUGGACAUACUGGACUAACGAUUGCCAGCCCGUGUUAAUUAGCUCAUUAUGAGGCUGAUUUACAUUAUUUGUUGACGGAAUCAGAACCGUAGUGCAUAGUGUUUACGGCUGAUUUUUCCGCUCGGGAUUAUACUUGCCAGGGCCGUCCUCCGAGCUGCUGGGAUAACUUUGGAGAAGUUCUUUGUAUUCGGGGUAGUCAGACAGCUUGGCCAACAAGCUGAACAUGGACUGGGGCACAGAGCUUUGGGACCAAUAUGACAUCAUUGAGAAGCACACACAGUCUGGCCUUGAGCUGGUGGAGAAGUAUGUGAAAUUUGUGAAGGAGAGGACAGAGAUUGAGCAAAACUAUGCCAAACAACUGAGGAACCUUUCAAAGAAAUAUAACCCGAAACGAAGCGGCAAAGAUGAACCAGAGUGCAGGUUGUCCAGCUACCAGUCUUUUUUGGACAUCCUGAAUGAAAUGAAUGACUACGCGGGGCAGAGAGAGCUAAUUGCUGAGAACAUGAUGAUGAACAUUUGCAUCGAUCUCACAAAGUACCUGCAAGAGCUCAAGCAGGAACGGAAGAUGUAUCUAAUGGACGCCAAGAAGGCCCAGCAGAGUUUGGAAAGCACCUACAAACAGCUCGACAGUAGUAAAAAGCGCUUUGAAAGGGAAUGGAGAGAAGCAGAGCGUGCCGCACAGUACGCAGAGAAGACAGAUCAGGACAUUAAUGCCACAAAGGCGGAUGUUGAAAAAGCCAAACAGCAGGCUCAUAUGAGAGCUCAUGUAGCGGAGGAGUGUAAGAACGACUACGCUGCUCAGCUUCAGAAGUACAACAAGGAAAAGAACCAGUUCUAUUUUAACGAUAUGCCUCUUAUUUUCAAUAAAUUGCAAGAUCUGGAUGAGCGGCGAGUACGGAAGGUGGCGCAGGGAUACAUCUUGUUCUCAGACACAGAGAAGCAUGUGAUGCCUAUCAUUGGCAAGUGCCUAGAGGGCAUUACUAAAGCCGGUACUAAUGUAAAUGAGAAGAAUGACUCCUUGAUUGUAAUAGAGCAGAACAAGUCUGGCUUUGAACGUCCUGGAGAUGUGGAGUUUGAGGAUUACAGUCAAGGCAUCAACCGAGCCUCUUCUGACAGUAGCCUGGGCACACCUAAAGGCCCCAUGGACCUCCUGGGAAAGAAUAGAAACAAAAACUUUUGGCUUUUCAGCAAAAAGAGUAAGCUCUCUACAUCCACGCUCCCACCUUUCUCAACACCCCCCGCCCCCUCGCCUGCUAACGGACCCCCUUCCCCAAAGUUUGGCCGGGACCCCCUGUCGUACUGUUUGAAGGAGAUCAAUAAGACAGUCAAACCCAGAAUCUCUUCCUUCAGGACACUCAGGAGAUCGAAGUUUACUCCAGAGAGGAUCAUGCCUACAGUAACAGAGGACUUUGGCCAUCUCCCUCCAGAGCAACGCAGGAAGAGGUUACAACAGAAGCUAGAGGAAAUUUGCAAAGAGCUGCAAAAGGAAGUAGAUCAGAGUGAGGCCCUGGGGAAAAUGAAAGAUGUUUAUGAAAAAAAUCCCCAAAUGGGAGACCCUGCUAGUCUGGCAUCCCAAAUCAACCAGACAUCCCAGAAUAUAGACCGGCUCAGAGGAGAGCUCAACAAGUACGAGACUUGGCUUGCUGAGGCAGGAGGUCGAGGGGACACGUUGCGCUAUAAAAGUCAUACAUUCAACAACAACGGAGCUCACGAUGUUCUCAGCCCUGAUGGAGCUCACUCAGAUGAGAGCACUCCUGAUCCCUCCCAGGCCAUCUACGCUGAGUUUGAUGAUGACUUUGAAGAUGAGGAACUCACUGCCCCUAUCGGGAAAUGCACAGCCAUGUACAGCUUCCCUGGUGCCAGUGAAGGGACCAUAUCUAUGCAGGAGGGGGAGAUUCUGGCUGUGGUAGAGGAGGACAAAGGGGACGGCUGGACCCGUGUCCGUAGGAACAAUGGGGAUGAAGGCUACAUACCAACAUCUUAUGUCACCAUCAGCAUAAACAAAUGACAGACAUAAUAGGAACAAGAGAAGAAGAAAUGAUCAAUUCUCCAAACUGUAUGCAAGUCAUCCCAUGGGACCAAUCAUGAAGAUGCAUCAGCACUAUGGGCGGGACCACUGGUGUAUCCAGGCACAGACAGGGAUCCAAAUAAUGUGCUUUCAUUUCUUAAGAGAAGUGCCCGCACUGGGCAGAGGAUUGGGGCUGACAAUUGGUUCCUUUUCCUUUCCCAGUAACCUAAUCCACCCAAAACACAAGGUUGUUUUACUUUUUGAUAUCAUGUCACAAUCAUUUUUUGGUUUUGGUAAAAACAUUUGCAUAAAGCUUUAGCACUAUCAUGGUACGAGUGCUCAACCUCAAAGCCUAAUAAUCCAUUGGCUGCUAAAAGUGAGCUGAAGAAAGUCGAUGCGGAGGAUGAAGUGAGUGCUGCUGCCCUCCUAUACACUGAGUGUUAAUGCCAGAAGAAGGGAGAUCCUUCACCUCUUUAUGUUUUGUAGGCAGAAACUGACCUGCCUGUUCUCAUUCAUGUCACGAGUGCCACUUUUUUAGCUUUACUAGCACUUGCAAAGAUGUAUGGUGCUGUUACUCUGCUCAAUGUCUGGGGUAAGAUCUUGAGGGUGAGGUUCGGGAGAACUCAAACCUUUUGGUUUCCAGCAUUUUGUGAGACCAAAUGUGGACACAGCUCUCCCAUCAUAGUAAAUCAUAUACACACAAACACUCUGGAGUUCAGACAAUCACAGCCAAGUUUAUUUUCAACACAUACCAAUAACAAGAUAUAGCUGUUACAACCUGAGAAAUGUACUACAAUUAUUUAUUACAGAUGUGUAUGUUCUAUGAAUAAAACUUAAGUUUGACAGAAGUUUUACUUUCAAUUUAGGAAGGUCUCAAAUUGUUUCCCCUUGCACACAUAGUGGACAGUCUGUUAGCCACAAAAGGGAGUUAAUAAUGCACACUUAAAAUCUGCUACAUUAAGACUAUUGUAUUUAUGUAAUUAAUAAUAUAUAUUUUAGCUAUCACCACACCACUAUUGUCUUAUUAGCUUUUUUUAACCAUUCAAAUAAAGAUUUUUACAUCCUGAGAGGAAACUAAAAGUCUCUACAUAUGUUGCUAAUGAUGUUUUGUUUGGGUUUACUUCUCAUCUUCUCAAGACGAUCACAUCCUGUUUUUUACAUUGUUAAUAAGCCAGCAAGAAGCAGUCUCUGCUAAUGUGUCUCUGGUGCCUUUCUGGUUAAAAGCAUUGUGUAUAUACCAUGUUUGCAUAUUAGACAUUUUGUUUUCUUAAUAAAUGUAAAGCACAUUUCAAAGUAAAAAGUGGUUAUAUAAUUUCUGGGCUUGAUAAAGUUCAAAUUUGAAGCUAACAGUGUGUUGGUUUUGAGGUGAGUACUGUCUCCUAGAACAGCUCAGUUAAUUUAUUGUCUGCUCCCCAGGACAGUUAAGUCAAUACAUGUGAACAUGUAUCCUUUUAAGUAAGGCUUGAAACUGUGAAUCUUGAAUUUAUGGUUUCACUGGGGUGAAAAGAGGACCCAUUUACUACGAAAUGAAUGUGGCAGUGGGUGGAUGGAAGAUUUUAGGUUAUUCUUUUCAAACACAGUUUACUGUUAAUUCUGCUUUUAUUUUAAUGAAGAACGAAGCCAUAUUUAAAAUCCUAACAUCCAAAACAUCUCUGUGAAACAGUUUCUCCUUAUUCACAAGGCAAUCUUUAAAGUUCACCAAAGCUGACUGAGCUGUUGUGUGCGCAGAAAUAACACAACUUAAAAGGUUUCACUUCAUGACUUCAGUACAUUCUCAGACGGUAAACCCAUUUAAACUACAACUUUCUUAAACCACAAGUCAAUCCAUCUACAUCCACCCUUUCUCAUAAAAUAUUAAUGAUAGUUUACACAUUCUGUUCAAUGGAAAAACACUCACAUGUUGCUCUGUGCUUUUUAGCACCAUAACAAAAUUGAUAUACAAUUAUUGUAUUGAAUAAAAUAAAACCCUUAAAAACCUGA